Molecule: messenger RNA, 3537 nt
Organism: Darwinula stevensoni
Lineage: Eukaryota; Metazoa; Arthropoda; Ostracoda; Podocopida; Darwinulidae
Source: the annotation of a GenBank genome assembly
AUGAAUUGGGGGAUGAUGGGGUCCCCACGACCUGGAAGUGGAGGUGGGCAGCAACACGUGUCAGUAGUUACCACAGUGUGGGGUGUGACAGGAACCACAAAUACCCCUCAAUUGGGGAGCACCGCAGGGUACCCUGGACAUACCGCCUACCCCGGGCCUGGACCCAACAAGAUGAUGAACUCCCCCUACCGACAACCCCACAAUGGUGGAUACGCUCCCUCAGGUGGGGGGUCGUUGUCGGCUGCUGCGAUGGUGGCUGCAGCAGCGACUGCCACUGCAACUGCCACUGCAUCUGUGAUGGCCAUGCAAGACCGGACUGGCAAUCCGCAACCUCAGCAGUCGAUCAUGCCGGAACAAAUCCCUCAGUACGGACAGAUGAUGGGUGGAAGUUUCAAUGGGGGCUAUGGAGGAGCUGGUGGUGGGAGGCCUAUGAUGAUGCCAACCAUGAUGCAAGGAGGAGGCCCCCCUCCAAAUAAUGGCAUGAUGAUGCCCAUGAACCCAAAAAUGAACAUGCAAAUGCAGUUUCAGGGAGCAGGCAAUGGUGGAGGUGCCAUGUAUGGAGCUGGGGCACCCCGGAACAAUCGCAUGUCCCCGUAUCCCAAUCCCUCUCAGUUCAUGAUGUCCAAAGGUGGCCCUAGCCCUAACUAUGUUAUCCAGCCUGGAUACACCCCUCAGGAGUUCCCACAGUAUGGAGCUCAGUACGGAGGUGGUCGUGGGACAUUCCAGCAAGGUUAUCCUGGGCAAGGGACACCCAUGGCACCCAGCAUGCGCAUGCGUGCACCAUACACCCCAACAAAUCAGUAUUAUCCUGGAGGGUACCCAGGACCCGGACCUGGACCCGUUCCUGUGCCUCCCAUAGGUGGGUCCUUUGCCUCUACCACUCCACCGGGAAGUGGAGGAGGGAAUGUGAACAUGAACAUGAAUAUGAAUAUGAACAUGAACAUGAAUAUGAACAUGAGUAUGAACAUGAACAUGAAUGGCAAUGGCUUCAACUCACCAAAUUACCAGCACAGCCCCAUUCCAGGAAACCCUACUCCACCAUUAACUCCGGCCUCUACAGUCCCACCCUACAUGUCUCCAACAGAAAGUAUUAAACCUGCAUUCUCCAGUGAUGUGAAACCUCCAAAUCCCGGUGCAAAAGAGGAGGUUCGUCUGACUUUUCCGGUCCGUGAUGGGAUCAUGCUGCCGCCAUUUCGACUGGAACACAACCUGGCUGUCUCCAAUCAUGUCUUCCACCUCAAGCCUGAAGUCUAUCGUACCCUCACAUGGAGAUCCGACUUGGAGUUGCAAUUGAAGUGUUUCCACCAUGAAGACCGGCAGAUGCAUACCAACUGGCCAGCUUCGGUUCAGGUGUCGGUGAAUGCGAUCCCACUUUCCAUUGACCGAGGGGAGGGCAAGAUCUCCCACAAACCUCUUUAUCUGAAGAAUGUCUGUCAACAGGGACGAAACACCAUUCAGAUCACCGUCACUGCCUGUUGCUGUUCACACCUGUUUGUACUGCAACUGGUGCAUCGACCGAGUGUUCGAAGUGUCCUGCAAGGUCUCUUGCGGAAACGCCUCCUCCCGGCAGAGCAUUGUGUCACCAAGAUCAAGCGCAAUUUCUCAUCGUCCUCCAGUGGAGCAUCUCCUUCAGGUGGAAAUGGGGAUGCGGAUGGUGUGGAGCAGAUGGCCAUCACAGUGUCUCUCAAGUGCCCUAUCACGUUCAAGCGCAUCACCCUCCCAGCCCGGGGGAGCGACUGCAAACACAUCCAGGGAUUUGACCUGGAAUCCUAUCUUCAGAUGAACAGUGAACGAGGCAGUUGGCGCUGUCCCAUUUGCAAUAAACCAGCACUCCUGGAGGGGCUGGAAAUAGAUCAGUAUUUAUGGAGUGUGAUUCAAAGUCUUGGGAGUUCAGAUGUAGACGAGAUCACCAUUGAUGCAUCUGCUUCCUGGAAACCUGUCUCCAAGUCUUCCCUCAAGGAAGAGGAAGGGGACUCCUGUGGUGGGAUGUUAAAGGCAACAUCUCCUGGGAGCAUGACCCUGCCCACCAUAUCCAGUUGGGAAUCGGGGAGCCAGUCCAUGUCCCCUUACUCCCAGCUGGUCACUCCUGACAUGAACAGCAUAAAUAAUGGUUCACUGAUGACGCCUGGAGGCUAUGGAGGUUCGGGCUACGGUGGAGGCCCCCUGUCGCAACUGAGUGAAAGCGUGAAUCAGCUGAACCCCCUGAAUGCAAUGGAGAAGACACUGAACGAACAGUUCCUCUCCAACCGGAUGUCCACAGCCACUCCACCCGUCUCCUCAUCCUCAUCCUCUUCUUCCUCGUCAUCUUCAUCCACCACCACAACCACAACAAGUGUUGCCACCCCUGCACCUCCAUCCAACCAGCAAAUGCAUGGAAACCCACAGACCCCCCACACGCCACAUACACCAAAUACACCCCACACACCGGUCCCUGUCAUGUCAUCUGCGCCUGCGUCGGACCCUUAUGUAUUCGCGUCUGAUCUCCAUUUUGAUCCUGCGGCUGUCAUCGAUGGUGAAGGUCAAGGACAAGAGGAACUUAAUUUGCUUCCAGACAAUGAUGUGGAUCCAUGGGACAUAAUCUCUUGUUUGGAGAGGCCAGACCUGGCGACCCCGCCUUCGAGCGGCGGGUCCUCCAACGGGAAUGCACCGGGUGGAUUCUCCUCCUUCCCCUCCACGACCCACACGACCAACGAUGACCUCCUCUCUCUCUUUGACUCCUGCAAUAUUCAGUUGAAAUUCGAAUUGGCAGUGGUAACAGUGGCUGGUGAGCAGAUUGUUCAUUUAAAACAGUCUGGACUGAAUUGUCUCAAAAAACCCGACGUUGCCAGUUCUAGGGAAACAAAUUGGUCCUCGGCAUUUGUAACGCUGCAGGCCAUCGAGAAGGAUCCUCUUGGACCGAGGGGCGGCGUUCAUCUUGUCUCAGAAAACCAAAGAUUUUAUUUCUUGCUGAAUGCGGCUGGUUGCGGGAAGCAAGCGGCCGGAUCUGGUCGUGAUGUGUGCGUGCGUGAGGCAAAGCGCCGUACGUCACGACGACCGAAGCCAAGCAAUGAUGAAUCACGAAACACUCGGGGAAGCCGAAGCGCGCGGAGCCUCCAACUCUGCCCGCCUGAACACUCGCCGCGCGAUCCCAUCGAGCCUGGCCGUGUUAUUCUGGCCGAGAAGGCUCUGAUACAUGGGGAUGAGGGCCUGGACGUAGCAGAGGCAGCAGGUGACGUCCCGCUCGUCGAUGCAGACGAGGGCGUUCAGGAGGAUGCCGAGGUAGUUGUCCUUGGCGCAGGGGACGCAGAAGAAGUAGGACGUCGCGAGGUCGAUCAGGCCGAGGCCGAUCAACGGGCCUUGACUUUGACCUUGACCUUGGUUUGGUCUGAAAAGGCCCUUUCCCUCGACGAAGGCGAUCCCGAGUGGAGAGAAGAGUCCGAGGAUCCAGGCGAGGUGCACCAGGUGUCCAUGCUUCAUGGCACGAACCUGUACAUAUCGGUGCAAAUUAUUCAAAAGGAAAUUGCAAUUUUGCAAAAGCGGAGUAUAAUGGUUUUAUAA